Rhinopithecus roxellana (golden snub-nosed monkey) is the source of this 574-nucleotide messenger RNA. RefSeq names its product testis expressed 49 (gene SPMIP11). NCBI's taxonomy places the organism in Eukaryota, Metazoa, Chordata, Mammalia, Primates, Cercopithecidae. Bases 41 to 436 code for a protein of 131 amino acids. The transcript is spliced from 4 exons. The record is from RefSeq and is a predicted model, not a curated record.
CCAACCUGGACAUUCCAGAAGAGGCCAGGGAGGAUCUGAGAUGGCCUUCUUCAACUUGUAUCUAUUGGGAUAUCAAAAUUCCUUUCGGAACAAGAAAAGGAACGCAACUGAAGAAACAAACCAGAAGGAAUCAGAGCCUACUAGGCUUCCCCCCAUUAUCUCAAAAGAUGGGAAUUAUUCCGUGCACCAGAAUAGCCACACCAGAUACCACGAAGCUGUCCGGAAGGUGUUGUUGAAGACAUUUCCCAAUCAGGUCUUCAGAAUUCCCUUGACUGAUGCUCAGAACUUCAGCUUCUGGCAGUCCCAUGAUCCAGGAGUGCAUCCAGAGGAAACCAUGCCAUGGAUCCGGAGCCCACGCCACUGUCUCAUAAAAAGCGCGAUGACCAGGUUUAUGGAUCACUCUAUUCUCAAUGACAGAACCUUCAGUCUGUAUUAAGAAGAUAUGGCUGCAGAAAGACAAGAUGAAUUGUGGCAAGAGUACAAAGAGGGGGGAAAGAAGGAGGUUUCCCAGUUCUGAUGGCUGACUAAUGGGAGGAGGAGAUGGAGAAAGCAGAGUACACAGAUUGGACUAAAA